CUCAGCGCGGUAUAUUUCUCAUGUCGUCAGCCAACAAUGCGCUGUAGCCGUCGUGACUGAAAACAAUGACCGAUGCCGGGUUUUUUCGCGGGACGAGCGCAGAGCAAGAUAACCGCUUCACUGACAAACAGAAAAAGCUCCUGAAGCAAUUGAGAUUUCAUGAUGUCCUCACUAAGAGAGUUGACAUGACCAAAGUGAACCUGGACACCAUCAAGCCAUGGAUCACGAGAAAGAUAACGGAUUUACUUGGGAUGGAGGAUGAAGUCGUGGUCGAGUUUGUCUUUAACCAACUAGAGGCAGACAAGCACCCAGACCCACGGAUGAUGCAGAUCAACCUGACAGGCUUCCUGAAUGGCAAGAAUGCCCGUGACUUCAUGGGUGAGCUGUGGAGCCUCCUGCUCAGUGCACAGGAGACUGUCGGUGGCAUUCCUGCCGAGAUCCUUGAGGAGAAAAAGGCUGAGAUCAGGAGGCGCCAGGAGGAGCAAGAGAGAAUGCACGACAGUGCUAAACGAGCAGAAGAACGGGAACGUGAGAAAAUGGUUGAAAGGGCAAGGGAGGCAGCAGCAGCAUCCCUGCGAGACCGGUCGCCUGAGAAGCCAAAAGAGCGACCAAACCAUACUGAAGUCAAGCCAAAGGAAAAGCCAGUCGAGGAGAAGCCACCCAGGGUGUUUGUCGAGAAGGAGCCUGAGCCUGCGCCUCGGAAAGAGUCGUCAGAGCCAAAGCCCAGGGAGAAUGCGUUUUCUCUUCUCAGGGCUGCGUCACCAUCUGGCGAAGCACGGAAAGACUCUGCAGAAAAACACAGGCCUGAGAGCCCACGAAGACAGCGCGCUUCUCCAGCCAAAGAUCGGCGUCGCAGGUCCCGAUCGCCGAGGAGGUCACGCAGUCCACGUAGGCGUAGGUCCCCUCACCAUGGCAGGCAUCCUCCACACCAUCACCGAAGCCCAGAGUCUCGAAGGCACAGGCGGCGUCGUUCCGAGUCUCCAGCCAGGUCCACUUCCAGUUCCUCAUCAGCUUCGAGCUCAAGCCAUGGUUCUGUAAAGAAGGCAAAACCAGAGAAACAGCAAGCGGUCUCUCCGCUGCUGGAAAAACUGGGCCAGCGCAAGAACUCGGUGCAGCAGAAGCGCCACUACCGGUCUCAGGGCCAGGAGGAGUCUGCGAGCAGCUCAGAUGAGAGCCCAGCUGCCCGAAGGCCAGCUGGUGACAAGUCGAGAGGAGCUGGACGCAGGAGGGGUGGCCACAGACGAAGUGGCUCAGCGUCGUCCUCUGGUUCUGGAGCCUCGGUAUCGCCAGAGAGACGUAGACCACGGCCAAGUCCUCCACGUGCCAGGCCUUACAGGAGUCCAUCCCCGAGGCACCGUCAUUUGCAGCACCGAAGGAGCAUGAGCCCUGGCAGGAAACACAGGCCAACUCCACCCCCCCCACGCGAAGAGAGGCGUAGGAUGCCUUCACCACCACAUGAACGCAGGCCACCACCUCGCUCUGCUAUGAGUCCGCGUAGGGAACAGCGGCCUACUGCUCAGCAUUCAAGAGGCCAAGCCAGAAGAUCUCGCACUCCAUUGGAACCUGUAGAGCAUUACAGAGAUGUUGACUCAUUGCGGCAAGCACCUCCACAGAACAGUCAUCACAUCAGUCAUCAACAAAAAAAGCCAAGAGCUCCAGUGCGCUCAGAGUCAUCAUCAUCAUCGUCAUCAUCUGUAGAAGAGCCUCCACCACGCAGGAAAGCCCCUCCUGAGGAUGAGUCGGGCUCAAGCUCUUCGUCAUCAGCAUCUCCAUCUCCCGAGAGGCCGGUGAGGCCUCCAGAUUCUGGUAGCCGACGGCAGCAAAACUUGCCUCCAUACAGGAAACCAAUGUCUAAGGAAGCAUCUCCCCCACCUGCCAGAAAGAGCCAGCCAACAGGCAGAGAUCAUGAGUCAUCACGGGAGCGAGAUGUCACUGAUGCGAGACGACCUGCAAAGCAGGAGCCCUCAAGACCGGAGAGGCCUGACCCCGAGUCUGAAUCUGAGUCUUCGUCGGAGUAUGAAGAGGUAGAGGUGGUGGCCAAGAGCCCUCCAGUCUCGUCUGACAGGCAACCUUCAAAGAAGAUUAAGAAGAAGCGGAGAAGGGAGUCAGAGUCAAGUGAUUCUGAGGGGAGCUCUAAGAAGAGGCGGAAAAAACACAAGAAGCACAGGAAACACAAGAAGCAUCACAAGCACAAGAAAUCAGACCGGAAAAGUGAUGAGGAUGAGGACGAUGAGGACGAAGAAAUAAAUGAGGAGAGGUCAGAGGAAGAAAACAAUGCCGAAGAGCUGGAGCGAAAGUUGCGUGAAAAAGCCCUGCGGUCGCUGACUAAGGCCCGGACGGGCAGCCACUCUUGUGACGAUUCACAAGGAAGCUCGACGGCGGUGUUUGUUAAUGUAGCCAAUUGACAGGCAGGCUGGGACAAUGUUUCUUUUUCUCUCUGGAGAAGCUUGCUCACAAUCCACAGUGAACGUCAUGAUGCUUGAGUGAUUGUUCUGUUUGUUUUAUUUUUUUUAUUUUACCUGUGGAGAAAGAUCAGUUUUGCAUGUGGCUUUUCUUUCAAGUCCCUCAUAUAUUUGUGCAUGGCAACUGAUUUGUCUUGAUUGUGUUCAUAUUAAUGAUAUUGCUGUCUCUUCAAAUUCAUAUAAAUGUAUCCCAGGUAGGAGAGACAUCUAAAAAAAGAUUUCGUACCACUACUUGGGCAUGCAUGCUGGUUGUCUUUCCUGUGGUGCACCUGUACAGUUGGCAUGUUUCGUAAUGGGCCAUGGAUGCGAGCGGUCUUGUUUCCUGUUGUAACUUGUGUCCUGUUGUAGCUCCUGCAGUUGUGAUCAUCCUUUAGCAUUGCUAAGUUCUGUUGCUGUUAGCAGCUUAUCCGAAUGUGACAAAUAACAUUGCUUUUCAGUAGUGUGUUGCACUUUGAUUGUUACCAUACAUUUAAUUGAUACAAACAUGUUCACUUCUGGAUUUAUCAGCUGUAUUCCUCAUGUUAUGUUUACAUUGCUGCACAUUCUGCUUUCUCAAGGGAGGGUGGGCUCUGGCUUACAGAAGUGCAUAUUGCUGUUGUGGGCCAGAGCGGCAAGAUUAGUCUAAACUGUACAUUUUGUUUUCUAUAAAAAAUAUUUGCAGAAUAUGUAGUACCAUUUCUCUUCAUUGUGGAUUUUGAGCAGGCUGCUUUCUGUUAGGUGCAUCCAGUGUUUGUAUACUUUGUAUGAUGAAAAACUGCGAAACUGUAUCUUGUAUAAAGCAUAGGGUUAGAUGGAGUGCUUGAUGGAGGUGUGCACGCAUUGCACACUUUGGGAGCAGACCGUCUGGCCACACAGCCAUCACAUUGUACCCUUAGACCCUUGCCUCUUCUCUUUUCACUCUAUUUGAGAGGGAGGGGGCUGAUGAUUGCAUUCGCAAAAUAAAACAAGUUUUUCUGUA
Messenger RNA from Dermacentor andersoni, 3420 nucleotides. It is a transcript of the gene Srrm1, whose product is annotated as Serine-arginine repetitive matrix 1. Gene Ontology annotation, biological process: regulation of mRNA splicing, via spliceosome. Gene Ontology annotation, cellular component: spliceosomal complex. NCBI's taxonomy places the organism in Eukaryota, Metazoa, Arthropoda, Arachnida, Ixodida, Ixodidae. Gene Ontology annotation, molecular function: RNA binding. The record is from RefSeq and is a predicted model, not a curated record.